This is a messenger RNA of Stylophora pistillata, 1080 nucleotides long. RefSeq names its product histidine N-acetyltransferase. Lineage: Eukaryota; Metazoa; Cnidaria; Anthozoa; Scleractinia; Pocilloporidae. Gene Ontology annotation, molecular function: acyltransferase activity, transferring groups other than amino-acyl groups. The record is from RefSeq and is a predicted model, not a curated record.
AUGGCAUUGAGACUGUUUUACCGACCUGGCCUCUCAACAACCAUAACAUUUCGAAACCAUCGUUUUGUUAAGAAAAACGAAUGCUUCCUUUCCUAUCUGAAAGAGGGGAAAGUAGCUAUUAGACUUGCAAAUGCUGGUGAUUUUGACGAGAUAGUAAAGCUGUCUAAGAGGAUAGAAGACAGAUUUGAUUAUGUUCCGUACAGGUUCCAUAAAUGGCUAGCGGCGCCCAACAGAAUCACUAUGGUUGCUGAAAAAGAAACGAAAGUGGUAGGGUUUAUCGGUUGCAGCGUCGUUGACCGGAAGGAGUCCAUGGUUCUUGACGCUGCAAGAGUUGAUCCUAAUCAUAGACAUCAAGGCAUUUACAGUUCUCUUAUUAAAUUUGGGAUUGAGCAAACCCGGGAAGAAUUUCCGACGGUGGCGCGUUUAAGGUACUCGUUGUGGUCUGGAAUGUACAAGGCAGUCAGAAAUGCAAUCCUAAAACUUCAGUUGGAAGAUAAAGAAGUGCAGUGUUACGAUUUUCUAACUUACAAAGUUGAGCCAAAGCGUGUCAAUUUUGGAUUCAAAUUACAAAACUUCUCGAAAAUUGUGCCGUGCACGAAGAAUGCAUUCCAAAAACGUAUCCUUGACAACGCUGGUACCACUGCGCUAUUUUCUAACAAUAUUCUUGUUAUUGACUGGCAUCCUUUUGAAGCCAUCCCAUCCAAUAUCGAGGACAUCAUGUCGCAACAGGAUCGAUAUUUAAUAGAUUUGUCAGGUGGUUGUCACGGAAACUUGACGCCAUCAUCUUUCAGUCUAGGAAGAUUCGUGCAGCUUGAUUCUGGAAUGUUAUGGACCUCAACAAUUUACGCUAAGGACUUAAAGCUUUGUCAGUCCCACGUGAUCCAUCAGUUGAUGAGUGCCUGUCAAACUGCACAAAGAAGCUUUCUAUUUAGCACCUAUCAAGAUCCCUCUCUUACCGAGUAUUGCAAAGAAGCUCUGAAGGACUUUCCAAGCGUUAAAAGUAUGAGAAAUGGUGAAUCUAUCCAAAAAAUGUAUAUCCUUGAAGCUGACCUGAGCGGUUGGAGGCAUCACGAUCUAUGA